Messenger RNA from Bactrocera dorsalis (oriental fruit fly), 1308 nucleotides. Its product is annotated as protein cornichon homolog 4-like. The coding region runs from base 274 to 744 and encodes 156 amino acids. The record is from RefSeq and is a predicted model, not a curated record. Gene Ontology annotation, biological process: endoplasmic reticulum to Golgi vesicle-mediated transport. Gene Ontology annotation, cellular component: COPII-coated ER to Golgi transport vesicle; endoplasmic reticulum membrane. The transcript is spliced from 3 exons. NCBI's taxonomy places the organism in Eukaryota, Metazoa, Arthropoda, Insecta, Diptera, Tephritidae.
ACAAUAGCAGGGAACAGUUUCUCCUAAUUCAGCUAAAACUUGCAACCGCUGCCAAGCUGUUCAUGACAGUUGAUAAUUUUGUGCAUUACUGGCACCCUGUGAUUGUAAUUUCUUUAAUGUUCUUGUUCGCUGAGAAAUGUCAAAACGAACAUAUGAAAACAAAACAAGUGAUAACUUUGUAGUAAACAAAUUAGUAUCGUUAAUGAAAGUCAACGCCUUUUAAGUAAUAGUAGAAUUUCAAAUUUAAAUUUGUGAAACAAAAUUAUAACCGUUAUGCUCCCGGAAACGGUAACAUUUUCAAUAACCCUACUUGUGUAUGGAUCAAUACUUUUACUGCUAAUUUACUAUGUACUGACACUUGCGGACUUGGAGAGUGACUAUCUAAAUGCUCAAGAAUGCUGUUCACGUUUAAACUUUUGGGUUAUACCAAAAUUCGGAAUACAUGCUUUACUUUGUAUACUGCUAUUGCUUGGAGGGCACUGGAUAAUGCUAUUACUUAAUAUGCCAAUGGCCAUAUGGCUGGGUUAUGAACUCCAAAGACAACCCAGAGAUAGUCUGGGUGUUUACGAUCCGAUCGAUAUACAUAGUCGUGGACUUUUGAAAGUGCAUCUCAGAAAUUGCAUGAUUUAUUUGGGUUAUUACUUCGUUAUGUUUUUCGUAGCAAUGUACUGUUUAAUUAGUUCACUGAUCAAGGGAGAUCCAAUUAAACGACAUGAGGAAGGAGAAUUUAUAACCGAAUUUUAAAUGAACCGUAUAUUCUAAGCUGCACUAAUCAAUACGUUACAAUCAAAUAGUUGUAGAUUUUACGUUAAUUUUAAUAUCGUACUAGUCAAAUUUUGUCACAAUCGCACCGUAUAAUGAUAAGUAGUAAUGUCUUCCUUUUUUAAAUUUAAGUGCAAAUCAUCAUAAAUCAUUUUAAACCAGUCAAAACUCAUGUUCAUUCGCUCUAAACGUUGUAUCGACUCAUCUAUUCAAUAAUAAGUGCACACGCACAUAAACGCAUUUUUACAUAUACAUACAUAAGUAUAAAAUGUCGAGUGUUAACUAACUUCACUGUCGCAAACUUAUGUAUUAAGAAUUUACUUUGAAGUAAAUUUAAUUUUGAACGCCAUUCAAUUUUGUUGUUUACGAAUAAAACAUUUACUUUGGUAUAUAAUUUUUACAGCCAUUCAUUUCUAAUUCAUCAGUCUACACGACGUACAAUACAUAUAUAUUAUAACAUAUUAGUUUAUUGUUUAAUAUAUUCUAUUUUUAAUUUAAAUGUUUCAAAACCUGUUUACAACUAAUAAACCAUAUAUAAAAUUACUA